Siniperca chuatsi (mandarin fish) is the source of this 4416-nucleotide messenger RNA. Its product is annotated as flocculation protein FLO11-like. The record is from RefSeq and is a predicted model, not a curated record. The transcript has 8 exons. Lineage: Eukaryota; Metazoa; Chordata; Actinopteri; Centrarchiformes; Sinipercidae. Bases 1449 to 4058 code for a protein of 869 amino acids.
GUUUUCUGACGAGAAGUGCAGAUCACUUUUGCCUGAGCGUUACUUCUAGACCUCAAACAACGUCUAACCAUUGUUACAUCGAGGUUACAACUCAUUUUCUGAAUUAAAGCAAUUCAUAAAAUCAGUCACGAGAGGGCAGUAUGAGUUGUAGGUGCAGGACAGGACUCACACAACAUACAGAAAGUCGUGAGUGAAAAUCAUCCUCAAGAAUUUUGAUAUAUAAUUGUGUCACAGUGUAGGUUGAAGAUGGCAUUUUUACAUCCAAAUAAUCAAUUAUAUUAGUUAUAUCGGGUUUCCAACCAGCAUUUAAAAAAAGAAAACUGAUACUGUCCAAAAUCCUGAUAUUUGCAUGACCAGAUUAAACAUCUGGGAGGGAAAAAUUAGCUGCUGUGCCCCUAUUUACCCCCCAGUCCUUGCAGUCUCUGUGCAUUGUUUACAGCUUUUCUAUGGUAGGCUACUCACUGCACCUUAACGCAAAAAUAGCUGAUGUCAUAUUACUCCGCAUGGAAAACCACAAGUGGAAAACAAGUUAUUUCUGUGUUGUUUUGUUGGGUUGAGGGAUAACCGCUCAGAAAGAAAACAGUCCUGACGCCAUUUCCCUGAAUUAUGGAAAUACUUUCAGAAACAUAAAGAAAAUAAAUAUGAUCCCCAUAGAGAAAUUGUGCAGGUUUGGCCAGUUAAUCAAACUGUUGCAAUCAUAAAUCGAUGUAUGAAUGAUAUAAAGCAUUUUCUAAUCUGCCAAUAAAGCCAGAAUAAAUUAUACAUUUAUCUCAAAGUGUUUCAAACCAGGAAGUGAGUUGCCUGAAUAUCAAAUAUUCAAACCAGGCAACACAGUUCCCAUGGAACUUGCUACACAUGCCCUCAGGGAUGCCUGUGUGUUAUUUUAUGGUUUCUGAACAAGUCUUACAGCUCAUUAUCAAGGUCCCUAACAAUCCUCUCAGUACUAUUUAGGACAGUUUCCUCUAAAAUUGGUAAGACAUCAACUUUGGAAUUUACAACAACACUGUAUUUGUACACUUUUGUCACUUACAGGAUUUCAGAGCAUCUUUUCCGCAUUUAAAAUAAAUUAUUAAUUUGUUACAUAACCAGUAGAACAUUUUGUUCAUUUCAGCUAUUUCCAUUACAGUAUAUUCAUAUAGGCCUAUAUGUACGUGUCACAGGCUAGGAUGCAUGGAUGAAACAAAUGUGAGUGUGGUCACUUUAUUCCUCUCUCUCUCUCUGCUUCUUCUUAUUUUAUAACCAAAUUUUUCUCAUGGUUUUCCUCUCCGAGGGGAGGGGGCAGAGAAAGGCGAGGUUCUGUUGUCAUAUCUGUCAGUCUAGCCAGCCUGGCCCCUCCCACCUCAGCGGAGGCAUUACAUACUGCUGGUGCUCCUGCUCUUAGCAACGGUGCCUCAGCAACAGAGCCACGGCAACAGAGCUCCACGGCAACAGCGUGCCGUGUCUCCCCAAUGGAGCUGCCGUUGGGCGGACCAGUGCUCAGGCACUACACCCAGAGCAGACCGAGACCUCACCGACAAAAACUGAACUAUCGUCCCAGCAGACUGCAGGAGACCAUAAUUGAGAGUGACAAUGAAGUCCUUGAGCUCAUGGGUAGGGUGGAUGAAGGAGUUGAAGAGUUCUUUACUAAGAGAGUACUUCCUACUGAUACACUGAAAAAGCAAGAUGAGGAAUCUAUCACAGUGCACGAAGUGGCUCCUGCCAGCUCUGUCCCUUGUCCACCCCCGACGAAAACACUCAGGAGGAAGCUUGGUGAUUUCUUUACACUCAAAAAGAGACGAGGUCUGAAAUCAGAAACAAGCCACGAGGGGCGUCCCAAAAAGGCCUCCAUCGCUGAUCUCAUCCGCCCGCUCAGGGAGGUCGCCAGAGCAGAGAAAGAAAAAGAUAAGGACCGAGUCAAGGAACACGAUAAGGAAAAUGAAAAGGAGAAAGCAAAAGAGCAUCCCAGCGCGGUUACUGGAGAGUCAGCUGUUCAGGAGACACCUGUUUCUGGUGCUCCGCCGCUGAGGGGUGAAGCGGUGCCUCCCCGCCGAGCUCUCAGAGAGGGGAAGUCCCAGUCUCUCAUUUUGCUGUCUGGAUCAGCAGCAGCAGGGACCACUAAUGCCAGAAACACUGCAAAGAAACAAUUUGAAGGCCAACAUAGCUUUGAACAGAAACUCCAUCUCAUGCUUCAACGUAUUGGAGUUUCCAAAGCCCAGCCUGGAGAGACACAGAAUCAGGAGGGAGAGAUGAAAAAAGCUGAAUCUGAAGGUACUAUCAUUGACAGUAAACCUGAGCCACCACCUACUUUCACAAAACCUCGAACGAUGUCAGCGUCAUCAGAUACAAGGCAUCAAAUUCGCCCAAGUGUGUCAGCACAUGAGUCAGCUGGGAAACCUGCAUUGCUUCCAAAGCCAGUUAUCAAGCCAGGUCCACCGCCCACAACAUCUGGCCGCAACACACCUGAGAAUGAGCUAGCCCAAAUACAAGAAGGGGAGACGCCCACUAAACUGAGUCCAACUGCAGCUCCGUCUGUCCCUGCUGCUCCUGCCCUCACUGCUACCACCACUCCUACUGUACCGACAAUCUCAAACUCAGUCCCUGACUCAACCAAUUUUAUGAUUUCCCCUUCAAGUACUGUACCGCCCUCUGACACAGAUAUAUGCACUGACUCUGUUAACCCUACUGCAGCAGCUACAUCACCCACAAAUGUUACAGAGCUCAACAGCAAACCCUCUAUCCCUGAAACUAAUGCUACUACCACUGAACUACCCACCGCUACCUUUCCCACAACUCUUACAAGCAUCACUACACCCACAGAGCCCCCUGCCAUUGUCUCAGUUACUUCCUCUUCCUCUGAAUCCAUUACUCAAAGCCUCUCUGUCACUUUCAACUCAACAACAAUAACUACACCUUCCAUUACCACCUCAGAAACUGUUUCUGCUCCUAACAACGAAAGCCUGGUUUCCACAGCAUCAACAAAUCUGUCAACUAAAUCGGCUUUCCCAGAGCCAAAUGGUAUUCUCUCAGUUGAUGCUGCUCCUGUUGCUGGUGGUGGUGGUGACGCAGCAGCUAUUUCUGCCAUCACCACAGCUUCUUUUUCACCCUCCACCAGCACAUCAGACAUGCCAUCAGGCUUGUCUACUACCACCAAUUCAGUUACUGAAGCUAGUGAUGAUUCCACUUCAGUCACCUCCGCUUGCUCUGUAACUUCAGUUUCAUCAGUCACUAAAACAACAUCCCCACCUCCUAACUCAAGUGAUAUCAUUACAACUCCAGUUUCACCUGACGCCCCCAUUACCACUUUGUCCUCUUCUGCCCUCCCUCCCAUCAGCUCCACCUCUUCCACCACCUCCACCACCACCACCACCACCACUACAAGCCCAACAUCCACCGACUGCAUGAACUCUAUCUCUUCUUCCACCAUUACUCACCCAGGCACCUCUAGCUCUGCGGAUAUCUCUGCUCCCUCCACUUCUUCCAGUGAAACAAACCCUACAGACACCACUACCACCGCCACCAGUUUAAACCAUGCAGCUACCACUUCCACCACCAGUUCAGCAACGACAGCUGCAAUUAGCUCCCCGCUCCUGACCGACUCAGACCCACCUUACACUAACAAUGACGACACUAGCCUCACACCAACUAUCUCUGGCCUCCCCGCUACCGAUAACUCAAGUGCUACUUCUCACCAUUUGACCAGUCCAGCACCCUCUAAUGAUAGUCCAGGCCAAGAUAACGAUUUACAGACAUCUCCUGAAGAAAGAUCCAGUGUAGAGCCCGCAGAAAAAGGCACACCAGAUGAGAAGUUUGAGAUGGUUCAAAAAAGCAAGCAAACUGUGAUGAAUGAGAGCAAGAAAGAUGUCGACGGUGGGAAGGAGAGCGAGAGUGAAAACGAGAAACCAGCUCUGGUCAACAGCGAAGUGAUAAAGGAAGAACGUGUGAAACCUGAAGAAGACACAGUGAAAACAGAAGUGGGCAUGGCUGAACCUGCAUCAGGGAAAGAUGGUGGGCUGCAUGGCGAUGAGGGGGUGAUAGAAGGUCAAAAACAAGACGAAACCAAGUCAGUGGGUGAAAAGUAAUUCAGAAAUAAAGAAAUAGCUAAAUACGGGACCAACUACUGUGACAGGGGCAGGAGAGACCACAGUAAAGGGUAAAGGGGGGCGGGGGGAGACGAUCCAUGGCACUGCCUACAGGGACCACCACAUUACAGCAGCACACCACAAAGGGUGGGCCACUGGACCAAAGAACUGAGAUCCCCAUGGUGUGAUGUAAUCAAUAAAUCCAGCAGUGUCUUUGUCCUUUUUUAACUUUUGUUUGAAUUUUUGCAUUGCACGUAUAAUUAUGUACCAUAAGACGACUAUUGUGGUAAAAUACACCAUGUUUACAAUAGAUGGAUAAGAGACAUAGUUAUGACUAUUAAAUGGAAUAUUGAAUUGA